AAAUCCUCCAUAUACGUGAGGAAAGAAGAAAGUUUGUUAUCAACAUGGCGUCAACGAGCAAAACUCAAGUGAUAUCUUUGUACAGAAUGCUUAUGAAAGAAAGCAAGAAAUUCCCGUCCUAUAACUACAGAACGUAUGCACUACGCAGGGUCAAGGAUGGCUUCAGGGAGAAUGUACAUGUUGAAAACCCUAAAACGCUGGACCUUCUUCUGAACCAGGCCAGAGAGAGCCUGGCCAUCAUCAAGAGACAGGUGUCCAUUGGUCAGCUGUACACUACUCAGAUGACCAUUGUGGAGAGAGUAGGGGCUUGAGGUCUUCAGAAGUGAUGGUAGAUGUAGUGUGGAAUGUCUUCCUGCUGAGGAGAAGGCACUAAAAGGAGACUGGGGCUGAGUCAGCUCUGUGGCUUCUUUAGGCUUCAGUCUCAAAUGUUCUCUGUAAUGUAACGUCCUGUAAUUUAUUGUUAUAUAAAUCAUUGUAAUUAAA
Messenger RNA from Hypomesus transpacificus, 483 nucleotides. RefSeq names its product LYR motif containing 4 (gene lyrm4a). The transcript is spliced from 3 exons. Gene Ontology annotation, cellular component: mitochondrion; L-cysteine desulfurase complex. The record is from RefSeq and is a predicted model, not a curated record. Gene Ontology annotation, biological process: iron-sulfur cluster assembly. NCBI's taxonomy places the organism in Eukaryota, Metazoa, Chordata, Actinopteri, Osmeriformes, Osmeridae. Bases 45 to 311 code for a protein of 88 amino acids.